This is a messenger RNA of Cladophialophora bantiana CBS 173.52, 1104 nucleotides long. RefSeq lists its product as uncharacterized. The transcript is spliced from 2 exons. The record is from RefSeq and is a predicted model, not a curated record. The coding region runs from base 1 to 1104 and encodes 367 amino acids. Lineage: Eukaryota; Fungi; Ascomycota; Eurotiomycetes; Chaetothyriales; Herpotrichiellaceae.
AUGCUAGUAAAUAUUAGCAUCGCCAUUGCUGCACCUCUUCCCAUUCUGCUAUUGUACACCAUUGGAGUCUUCAAUUAUAAACACCUACUGCCUCUCUGGAAAUAUAACAGGCAGAUCAAGCUCGAUUUCUCACCCAACGAACUUUCUGGUGUCGACAUAGUUGUUGUCCUGGUUAUCUUUCUGUUAAGAUCGGUCAAACACUCAAUACUCUCGACAUACAAGCGGAUAUACAACGCUAGAAAUGAUAUCUCUGAAGUUCCGACCUCCCCAGAUGAAGACGAACUCUCCUUGGUCAUGCCGUUUCGACCAACACAAGCAGACCUCAAUGCCUACUCCGCGGCUGUCAAGAAUCCACUGGUUGAUAGAGACGUUCAGUUAGUCGGCUCACAGCUGCUUCUCCUCCUAUCUGCUCUGAGUGAGCCAGCCAUGCUGUUGUUACUUGCCCACCGGUCGUGUAAGAUACGACCACUAGGCUCUGUCAACACAUUGUUGUCUUUCAAAGAGGCCUUCUUAACUGCAAGGCUCUCGAAGCAUGUCCGCACGGUCAAACGAGGGUUUGAGGUUGACCUCACGGUAAGCUUGAAUGUUCUGAACAAGGAUUCCAUCGACUCGAUCACAAUCUUUCGGCAAAAUUUCACUAUUUUGCAGUUUGCAAGAGCUCGCGCAGAGAUCAUUCAGGGACGGGAUGCUGCCCCAGAUAGUACUAGUAUAUCAAGCCCAGCCUGGUCAGCUUCGAUACCUCUCACGAUCGAGUACAAUGAUCCCACCGGCUGGGCAAGGCUCUGCAAAGAUUUCAAUCUAAUUCACACCUCAACGAUCGCGGCAAAGCUCUUUGGGUUCCCAGGGAAACUAGCCCAUGGCAAUCACAUCGGUGCAUUAGCUGCCAAGUACAUUGCUUUUGCCAACGCGAACGAGCCGCUUUUUAUGGAAAUUAUGUUCAAGCGGCCCGUGGUUGUCCCUGCGCACUUGGAGUUGAAGGUUUCCCCAGCGGCGGCAGAAGAAUCACAGUCACGCCUUGUUAUUACAUUGUUCCAAAUCAUUAGCAAGAACAAAAUCAGCGUCGAAGGGAGAAUUGGCCAGCUCAAAUACACGGCCAACACCUAA